Heterobasidion irregulare TC 32-1 is the source of this 1070-nucleotide messenger RNA. RefSeq lists its product as uncharacterized. The coding region runs from base 1 to 861 and encodes 286 amino acids. Gene Ontology annotation, cellular component: nucleus; cytoplasm. Gene Ontology annotation, molecular function: RNA endonuclease activity; RNA binding; sequence-specific DNA binding. The record is from RefSeq and is a predicted model, not a curated record. The transcript is spliced from 5 exons. Lineage: Eukaryota; Fungi; Basidiomycota; Agaricomycetes; Russulales; Bondarzewiaceae.
AUGUCCGUCCCCGACGACGACAACGCCAGGUCCGCCAUCCUUCGCACCUUCGUUGCGUUUCGCGAGGAGCUCGAUGACUAUAACGACAGACGUGAGCGGCUCAUCAAGAGCAGCCGCGAUAUCACAAACCUCUCCAAGAAGGUCAUAUUUCUCCUGCAUCGCGUCAUAAACACCGAUUCUGCCUCAGACGAUCGCACCCUCUCUCUCCACGCAGCACAGGAAGGCCGCAAGAAGCUCGGCGAGGUCCAGCUCCUCUUCAAGGCCAUGCGCCCCGAGCUUACCGGCGACCGCUUUUGGCGCUACCAGCACAGCGUCUCGCCCGGUCUCCAGGAGUACAUCGAAGCCCUCAGCUUCGCAUACUACAUCGAGCACGGGAUGCUCAUCACGUACGCCGACGUGCAGCGCUCUCUGUCCGACGAAGAAGACGGCCUCUACUUCCCGCUCCCAGUGUCAGACUACCUGCUGGGCGUGUCCGACCUCACAGGCGAGCUCAUGCGCUUCGCCAUCUCCUCCAUCUCGAAACGCGGCCCGGGCCGUUCCAAGGCCUCCGAGGUGAGCAGCUUCGUGCGAGGAUGCAAAGCCGACUUCGAUGGCUUCACGCCGCACGUCCGCGAGCUCUCCAAGAAACAGCACGUCACCCAGCAAUCCCUCCUCAAGAUCGAACAAGCCGCCUACACGAUCACCGUGCGCUCUUCCGAAUAUGACUUGCCCCCCGAGAUGCUCGACGACAUCGUCGGGCGGCACAUCUCACGGUUCAGCCACGGCCAUCCGGCCGACCGGGGCACUGACUAUCCGUCCUCUUCGCGCAAGCGCCAUCGACAUGGUGGCGACAGCGACGACGAACGUGACCUUGACCACUAAAAAUCAUGAGUCGGAGGUCCUCCUCCAAAAACAAAAGAAACAGCAAAGCAGAGACAAACAACUGCAGGGCCGAGAUAUAGGUUAUUCGCCUCUCCAUGCAUUGUACAUGUGCACUAGUACCCUAGGCUCAGUCAAUUUCAGACCGCGUCGCUUGCGCCGGUUUUCGUUGAUUGAGUGUUGCGAGGAUGAUAAUUACAUUUCAUUACAUU